Molecule: messenger RNA, 876 nt
Organism: Nanorana parkeri
Lineage: Eukaryota; Metazoa; Chordata; Amphibia; Anura; Dicroglossidae
Gene: CRLS1
Product: cardiolipin synthase 1
Exons: 7
Coding region: 1-684 (227 amino acids)
Biological process (GO): cardiolipin biosynthetic process
Cellular component (GO): mitochondrion; membrane
Molecular function (GO): cardiolipin synthase activity; CDP-diacylglycerol-glycerol-3-phosphate 3-phosphatidyltransferase activity
Source: RefSeq, a predicted model, not a curated record
AUGGACAUUUCCCGGAGUGUCAGACGCCUGAGUCCCCGCUGUGGAUUACUGCUGGGCCCUACGUCAUCACCGAAUCUUUAUGAAAAUCCCUGGACAAUUCCAAAUCUCCUGUCUAUGACGAGAAUCGCUCUGUCUCCUGUGUUGGGCUACCUUAUUAUUGAGCAGGAUUUUAACAUUGCGCUCGGAAUAUUUGGUCUCGCAGGACUAACUGAUAUGCUGGAUGGAUAUAUUGCACGGAAUUGGGCCAAUCAGAAGUCGGCUCUGGGAAGUGCUCUUGAUCCACUUGCUGACAAAAUCCUUAUCAGUGUUCUAUAUGUAUGUUUAACAUAUGCAAAUCUGAUCCCAGUUCCCCUAACAGUCAUGAUCAUUUUAAGAGAUAUUGUCUUGAUUGCUGCUGUGUUUUAUGUUAGAUAUAAAACGCUACCACCGCCUAGAACAAUUGGGAAAUAUUUUAACCCUUGCUAUGCAACUGCUCAGUUAGAGCCAACGCUUAUCAGUAAGAUGAACACUGGAGUUCAGUUAAUACUGGUAGCUGCUUCAUUAGCUGCUCCUGUGUUUAAUUAUGUGGAUAGUGUCUAUCUUCAGGUACUAUGGUGUAUCACUGCUUUCUCAACUGCUGCCUCGGGAUACAGCUAUUAUCAUUACGGACAGAAAACGGUGAAGGUUUUGAAUAACAAUAAAUGAAACAUUCAUGAAGUUCCCUCGGCAUCAUCACUUGAAGGACAUUAUUUCUCGUUGGUGCUCCUUGACAGAUGACUGAUUAGAUCCAAACAUGCGGCCAAUGGACUGAAUGACACUGAAUCAAAUCUGAUUAUAUUAUUUAUACACAUAUAUUCAAUAUUUGAAUUUUGAUAUAAUAAACAUGGCGGAUUUGAA